AGCAUCGAACGACACUAUUCAUCAUGUGUCGGAAAACACUAUUCAUCGAGGUACUAUUCAUCCGGGUACAUAACUCUUAGUACCAGAAAACAAUGAAGAGAGGAUUUCUAGAUCCUUCAAGGAAGGAGCCUGCUGGUUUAUGCACGAUCCGUAAGCUUAAUAGGAAAGUAUCGAUCGACACCCUCCAAGCAGCAUCGAUCGAUAGCGUGAGCCAAGCAUCGAACAACACUAUUCAUCAUGUGUCGGAAAACACUAUUCACGCGGUACUAUUCAUCCGGGUACUGUUCACCGCAAAACUAUUCACCGAUGUACUAUUCAUCGAGGUACUGUUCAUCCAGGCACUGUUCAUCAAAAUACUAUUCAUCAUAGUACUGUUCAUCGCGAUACUAUUCAUCGCGACACUAUUUAUCUCCCGUCGAUCAACACUGUUCAUCCCGUGUCGGUCGACACUAUUCAUAUCCCGUCGAUCGACACUGUUCAUCCCGUGUUGGUCGACACUAUUCAUGUCCCAUCGAUCGAUACUGUUUAUCCCGUGUCGGUCUACACUAUUCAUCUUUGUCGAUCGACACUGUUCAUAUACCGUCGCUCGACCCUGUUCACCCGAACACUGUUCAUCCGAAUACUGUUCAUCCGGACACUGUUCAUCGUGACACUGUUCACCCGAAUACUGUUCAUCGCGAUACUGUUCACCCGAACACUGUUCAUCGAAAUACUAUUUAUCGCGGCACUGUUCCUCCAAUGACGAACACCACUUACGGAGAGACAGAGAAGGUCGAAGCGCUCAUACUUAAGAUCGACAAGAAAGGUAUUUGGCGAGACGAAGAAUGUCGUCCUUGCAGCCUCACAAGACAAUUAAUUAAUGCAGAGGGUAGUUUAAUCCCUGAUGUAAUUGCUGUGGCUGAGACGAAUACCUUUAAUCUGACAAGUCAAUGGUAUGAUUGGGGAAGUGUGGAUCCAUUUUACGGUCUUCCUCAUGAGGAUCCCAAAGAUCUUAUCAAAAGACUUGAGGAGUUAGCCUCAGCAAACAAGCACGAUGAAAUAUCUGCAGACCACAUUUUCUUCAAGAUCUUCCCCUAUUGUUUAUCUGGAGAUGCAUUUAGCUGGUUCAGUAAGCUGCAACCAAGAUCUUUAACCUGCUGGGAAGACAUCAAAGAGGCUUUCAUAAGCAAAUUUUUCAGCGAGGCUGUAGAAACUCGAAGUAAAAGGCUUGAUUACAUGAUUAAAGAACGGGAGAAAGGAAUAAUGAUUAGUAUGAGUCAGAUUUUUGACUUCGUCUACAGCGAGGAGAAUGGAGAUAUUGGAACACCGACAACUCAUGUCACGCAGCCAGACAUUCAGGUUCACCAUGCAGAUGAGAGUAAGCAGAAGGACGAACUGAACAGAGAAAGCUUGUCAACCAUGAUACAGUUGAGGAUGAUGAAUAUCAUGUAUCAGGAGAGCAGAGCAAAGUAGAAGAAGCUGAUACAAAAGAUCCGACUUCAGCAUCGAUCGACAGUAGUAACUCAGAAUCGAUCGAUAUCCGCACUUCAAAAACGAUCGAUACAAAUAUUUGUCAUCGAUCGAUACCUUCUACAAUCCCUGAUGCUACCAAUGUGUAUGUUAGGACUGGACGAUCGAAGGCAAUUAGAGACUAUAACAGUCCUGAGGAUGCAUAUGCUAAAAGGACUGCAUUGCGUCGUUCAACACUUCAGAAUACUGUCCCUGAGCUACACCCUGCAUAUAUCUCUCUUGUGGGUCAGCAUUCUUUCCAUGGUUUCCCUCAUGACGAUCCCACUAGCCACCUGGAGACAUUUGUAGAUCUGGCAUCGACCAUUAAAUGCAAUGGAGUCUCUGAAGACUACUACUUUUGCAAACUAUUUCCAUAAUCUCUUGCUAGGGAUGCAGCUCAUUGGUUGAAGAAGCUACCACCAGAAUCUCUCACUACUUGGAAUAAUAUCAGAUACGCCUUCCUCAACAAUUUCUCUAUGAUGCUGCAGCAAAUCUAGAGAUUGAGGUAAGGUCUACGCUGGAAUAUAUGGUGGGGGAUGAUGAGCAACAUGAGUCUGGAAAGCUGAGCACAGUAGAAGUAGCUGAUAUUAGUGCCACGAGCUUGUGGGAACCGAAAUUCGCACUGUCGAUUUCCGUUUAAAUAAGGAAACUAGGAAAACCCUAAUUUCCCAGAGGACCCGGAUAUCUGCUAAUUACCACACGUCAAGCAAUCAGAACACGAGAAUAA
This is a messenger RNA of Brassica rapa (field mustard), 2215 nucleotides long. RefSeq lists its product as uncharacterized. Lineage: Eukaryota; Viridiplantae; Streptophyta; Magnoliopsida; Brassicales; Brassicaceae. The record is from RefSeq and is a predicted model, not a curated record.